AGGCACUGUAAAAAGAAAAAGUAUAGAACUUCCUUUUGUACAAGGGUCAGUAUACAAAAGAAGUUGUGAAAUCUGUUGGGUGUGGUGUUGGCUCACCUUUUUGUUGAAGACCGUGACACCUUCUGUCUGCACAAGUCAGCAGUAUGGGUCGGCUUGAUGGGAAGGUCAUACUACUGUCUGCAGCUGCACAGGGGAUUGGACAAGCAGCUGCUAUAGCUUUUGCUAAAGAAGGAGCCCAAGUCAUUGCUACAGACGUUAAUGAGUCUAAGCUGCAAGAACUGAAGAAAUAUCCAGGCAUUCAAGUACGGGUUCUGGAUGUCACCAAAAAGGAGCAGAUAGAGAAUCUGGCCAAGGAAAUGGAAAGGAUUGAUGUCCUCUGUAACAUUGCAGGCUUUGUUCAUCAUGGAACCAUUCUGGACUGUGAAGAGCAAGACUGGAACUUCACUAUGAACCUCAAUGUUCGCAGCAUGUAUCUAAUGAUCAAGACAUUCCUUCCUAAGAUGCUUAAACAGAAGUCUGGAAAUAUUAUUAACAUGUCUUCUGUGGCAUCCAGCAUUAAAGGAGUUGUGAACAGAUGUGUAUAUAGUACUUCCAAGGCAGCAGUUAUUGGCCUAACAAAGUCCGUGGCUGCGGAUUUCAUUGAACAAGGCAUCAGAUGCAACUGCAUAUGCCCUGGAACUGUUGACACACCAUCUUUACAGGAAAGGAUCCAAGCCAGACCUAACCCAGAACAGGCAUUGAAAGACUUUCUAGCCAGACAAAGGACGGGUAGGAUGGCUACUGCUGAAGAAGUGGCUCAUCUCUUUGUGUACUUGGCCUCUGAUGAAUCUGCCUAUGUGACUGGUAAUGAGCUAAUCAUCGAUGGAGGAUGGAGCUUGUGAUUGACACUGCCUGCAAAUGGAAAUUCACACUAUGAAAGCCAAAAACUGAGCAUCAUGUGCCUUAGUUAAUAUAGCUUGAAAAGAUUUACAUCACUUGCCUGAUGUAUCUCAAAACAAAUUUUGUACAUUCUUACUGCUGUAUGAUCUCUUUCUAGAUUGAUCUUACUGAUUCACUUUUCUCUAAACAAUGAAACACUCAAGUAAAAUACACUUCAUGUGCCUUCACUUUAUGGUAACUCCAAAUCAUGAAAAAAAGCCAUCUCACACUUUUCUCUGAAAAGGACUGUUUCCACAAGAGUUUGUGUUGAUAUUUUUACUGUGAUAGCAUAUGCUAGCCUUCAUUUAUGAAUCCAAAUCCUAUUAUCUUGAAGUCUCAUACUCUGGGGGGAAAAAAAAAAAACCAAACAUUGAUCCUGACCCAUAUCCAAGGCAAUGAGUAACCUAAAUUCCAAAACUAUUUGUUUUGCUGACACAGUUAAAUUUGACGUGAAUGACAUGGGCUGACUACCUGUAAAUAUGGUUACCUUAAAUUUCACACAGCUCCAUUAAGGUAGUUUGUCAAUGAAGCUGUACCCAAUUUCAUGUAUAUUCAUAUGCAUUCAAUACAUAUAUAUGAGGGGAGGAAUUAAAGAAUAAAUCACACAGUCUUAAGGGUUGGAAGGGACUUUGAAAGAUCAUCUAGUUAACCCCCACCCGCCAGAGCAGGACCACCUAGAGUAGGUCACAAAGGAACUCGUCCAGGUGGGUUUUGAAUGUCUUCAGAAAAGGAAACUCAACAACCCAUCUCGGCAGCCUGUUCCAGUUCUCUGUAAUCCUCAGUGAAGAAAUUCUUCCUUGUAUUUCUUUGGAACCUCUUGUGUUGCAGCUUAUAGCCGUUGCCCCUUAAAUGCUACCGAGUAUGCCCAGUAAUCAGAAAGCACAGGGAAAAGAUCUACAGUAUUUUGUUUCUGUACCAACUGCCAUGUUUUAAAAAUUAUCAAGCUUUUGAAUAUUAUCUGAAGCACUAAUAUAAAUUAUUUCUAGAUAACAAGAUAAUAGAAUAUGUCUAGUUAAAAUCAGGCUUCUUAUUUAUAAAUGUUACAUUUACUUAUACUUUUAACACAAGAAAAUAUUGUGGAUGUUGACUUCCCUGGGCUCACUGUGGGUUUAACUUUCACCUUUAAUCAUGGCUGGAGCACUCUGAUCUUGUGUAGUUUAUGGGGUUUUCAGUAUCUAGUAUUCCAAUAAAGUGAUCCUGGUAGCAAAGCAGGAUUAAGUUUGGAUUUCUGCUCCUAAGUUAUCUAAAAUGCCUCCACCAGUGUUCACAAUACAUUCACAUGCUAAAAGUUCAGGCUGGCAGGCUCUUGUUUCAGUGAUUUCAGUGGAUAAUAGGAAGGCCAAAGUCUUUCCUCGGUAGUAGAUGUAGGUGGCUUAUCUUGAAAAUGCAAUCUCUCCACUUCAGUCAAGGGAAGCUUGCACUGUGUAUUCUGAAAACACACUGAAGAAUCUGAGAAAAAAAUCGUUAUGCAUGUUGCAUAUUUAACUUCAUUAGUUAGCAUUUCUGAGUUUUCUGGUGACACUAAUAUAAAAGUGCUACUCGAGUAUUGCUUCAGUCAAAGCACCACUGCCAGAAAAGGGACAGCAUCACCUUUUAAACAUUGUACUAAAAGCACAGAUACAGAUUUUUUUUUCAGCAUGGGUGUGCAAAUGAACAGCUGCAACUGAACUGUGUUGUAAUGUCCAAGAGUUUUCCAGCAGACAUACUGGCAUUAUUAGAGAAUGCUUCUUAAUGCUCUUGUA
This is a messenger RNA of Colius striatus (speckled mousebird), 2660 nucleotides long. RefSeq names its product 3-hydroxybutyrate dehydrogenase 2 (gene BDH2). NCBI's taxonomy places the organism in Eukaryota, Metazoa, Chordata, Aves, Coliiformes, Coliidae. Gene Ontology annotation, biological process: siderophore biosynthetic process. Gene Ontology annotation, molecular function: 3-hydroxybutyrate dehydrogenase activity. The transcript is spliced from 10 exons. The record is from RefSeq and is a predicted model, not a curated record. Gene Ontology annotation, cellular component: cytoplasm. Bases 144 to 881 code for a protein of 245 amino acids.